This is a messenger RNA of Desarmillaria tabescens, 906 nucleotides long. RefSeq lists its product as uncharacterized. The transcript has 2 exons. The record is from RefSeq and is a predicted model, not a curated record. NCBI's taxonomy places the organism in Eukaryota, Fungi, Basidiomycota, Agaricomycetes, Agaricales, Physalacriaceae. Bases 1 to 906 code for a protein of 301 amino acids.
AUGAACAUCCCUUAUACUGCUCAUACACUACCUGAUCCUCAAAACACUAUCAUCUUCGAGAUCGACACCAUUGCUCGUAGAGAACCGCGGCUCAUGUCCGCAUAUCAAUACCUCGUUGACGUCAAGCGGUACUGUCACAACGGAGUUGGAGAGGCACUCGUAACAAAAAUCGAGUUCAGGAAGUCCACGGGGAGUCCACAGCACGAAUUUCUGCUCUGCUACGUCAAGGACCGUAACGUUCCCGAGAGGAAAGUCUUCAUUCGCCUAGAGCGAUUUAAUGAUAACACCUCUUCAGGACGAGAGAAUAAACCUCCCCUUCCGCUACCUGCCACGGAGCUCCUCUCUCUCGACGCCUUGCACAGCUCCUCCCCCUCCUCCUUUGGCAAGGCGCGCGAUACCCUUACUAUCACCUGCGACAUAAACGUCAAAGACUCUGAUACCGUGCUCUCUACUUUGACAUUUGACGAUGACUCUGAUUUCACAUUCGAUGAGGCCGCGAUGAUGUGUAAGAUUGCCAGCGAUUGUGCGAACGAGUACAGUGUUGUCAGUCACCAGUGUUUCUGGUAUGCCGGGGUAAUCUACAAGAUUGUUCAAGAGACAUAUAUGGGGCGUGUCGAGGAGAUGACGGGUGAGGACAACAGGCGCAGGGGCAAGGGCAAGGGCGUGAGGAUAGUCAGCAGAGAGGUCGCGAAUAGAUUUAUUCCGCGUUGCCAUACCUCCGAAGUCCUUGCCGAGAUUCAUGCCAAGCAAUGGUCCGAGUGGGCGGGGGAUAUUGAGGCUGCGAAAGAAGAAGAAAAGAGAAAAAAUGAACAGUAUCAGCAAGAGUGUGACAGGAAGGACGAAGAGAUUGCCAGAUUGCGCAAAGCACUACAGGCACAAAGAGGGGGGAGCUGUGCGACAUACUAG